Messenger RNA from Impatiens glandulifera, 1264 nucleotides. Its product is annotated as STOREKEEPER protein-like. The transcript has 2 exons. Gene Ontology annotation, cellular component: nucleus. Gene Ontology annotation, biological process: regulation of DNA-templated transcription. Lineage: Eukaryota; Viridiplantae; Streptophyta; Magnoliopsida; Ericales; Balsaminaceae. The coding region runs from base 80 to 1156 and encodes 358 amino acids. The record is from RefSeq and is a predicted model, not a curated record.
AGGUUAUAACCCCCCAUCUCUUCAAAUCAAUCAAUCGCAUGCAUAAACCCUCCUACCGACCGACCGACGAAGAAAGACGAUGACGCCAAGAAGAAAUCGAUCUGUAGCUCAGGCCGACGCCGAGAAAGAAAGACAAGAAGGUUCUUCUGAUAUGGAAUCAGAAGGAGUCGAGGCUACUCCGCCUCCACCAAAGCAACUGGCUUCCGUCUCACAAUCCAAAGGGUCCAAAGGGGUAAGUAAGUUUUCUUUAAAGAUGAUGAAAUUUUAUCGUACGAAGAAGAAAUUUAGGUCUGGAGCUUCGUCUAAGAAGAAAAGGGAUAAGAAGAAAUUUAGGUUUGGAGCUUCGUCUAAGAAGAAAAGGGAUAAGAAGAAGGAACAGGAAGUUGAAGAGGGUCAACUUCUUUCAGUGAAUCCAGUAGUAGUAGUCUCUCCCUCUGACACCGAUUCCCAUUCCGAAGGGAUUCCUCAGAAAUCUCCUUCAAAAGCUUCUAGUUCAAAUUCUCCUUUAAAAAGACCGGUAGAUUCCCCCCAUGUUGAGGACUCCAAGAGAGAAAAGAAGAAGAAGAAGGAACUUAUUACGAAGAAUGGAGAAUCUGCUUUGAAAAAGCCUCUGUUUCAGAGGUUAUGGAGUGAGUCAGAUAUAUGUACACUACUGAAAGGAUUGGUUGAGUAUGCUGAAGAGAAAGGGAUUCAUCCUGUUUCGGCAGACAAGAAUGGUUUUCACAAUUAUAUCAAAGACUCACUUGAUGUAGAAGUUACUAUAAGUCAAAUGUUUGAAAAGAUAAGGAGAUUGAAGAAGAAAUAUGAGACAAAUCUUAUGAAAGGAAGGAAUGGAGUUGAUAAAAAAUUCUCGACAGCUCACGAUUUAGAAGUUUAUGAAUUGUCAGCAGGGGUUUGGGGGAAAGGUAAAAAUGUUGAGGUUAAUGCUAACAUUGGUUUGAAGAAUAUGGAGGAGAAUGAUGAUGAGAAUCAGGGAGAAGGAAGAGGGUCAAAGAUGACGCUAAGGAGUGCUGUGAAGAAAAAGAUGAUGAAGAAAUUAAAAGUGAAGGAGGUUGAACAUUUGCUUCAACAACUCGAUCUUGAACAUAAACGGGCAACUCUUGAGUUCCAAGUCCUAUUAAGCAACUCCCAGGCCACCAAGACCACCAAGAGAUGAGAUCCAUAAGGCUUUACCCUACUACUAAUGUUUUUGGUGUUAAAAUGAUGGGGAAACACUUAUUAUCCAACUUUAUAAUAUGAUGUUCUUUUAAUUUUUGAGGAAAUA